UAACACCAAAUCUAUGUUCCUUUGCAAGUUCCCACUUGCUCAGCUUCAUGCUCUGUGCUGGUGAAACUAACGAUGAUGAAGAAGAAGAAGAUGAGGCUGCAAAUGAUUCAGAUGAGGAUGGAGGUGAGGAGGAAGAUGGAUCUGGUGAAGACGAUGAACAACAAGAAGGAGGAAUGAAAGGAGAGAGAAAAAGAAAAGAUUGGGUGGUGUGCGUUUUGAGUUAAUAGUAAGUAACGGAAAGUGAGUGUAUGUAAUGGUCAAGAAUGUAUCAUUGUCCGUUAAUGAAAAAUGUGGGAACACACCAUGAAAAAGUGCCAUUGAAUUUCUAUGAACUAAAGUAACUUCCCUGUG
This is a messenger RNA of Rubroshorea leprosula, 351 nucleotides long. Lineage: Eukaryota; Viridiplantae; Streptophyta; Magnoliopsida; Malvales; Dipterocarpaceae. The record is from the annotation of a GenBank genome assembly.